Molecule: messenger RNA, 1056 nt
Organism: Diaporthe batatas
Lineage: Eukaryota; Fungi; Ascomycota; Sordariomycetes; Diaporthales; Diaporthaceae
Exons: 2
Coding region: 1-1056 (351 amino acids)
Source: RefSeq, a predicted model, not a curated record
AUGGCACCACCACCGACACCAGCCCAGCCACGCUUCCUGCCCCCCAAGACGGGUCAGCAUUCUCAGACGGCAGGGCAAGUGCCUUUAUCUCUGCACAAUGGCCCUCGCUUGUACGCCUCGACCCCUCGUUUCAAUACUUCCGGGACUCCCAGGCCAGUCUCACAGCAACAGCCACCUCCUUUCUCAACCCCGGCAACGCCUUCGGCUCGGCCACGGGCAACACAGUAUAAGCCAUUGAGCGACGUGAUCGACACCUCGCCAAUCUCCCCACAUGAUCCCCAAGAUGGUGACGAGGACCCCACCCGUCUAGAUGAGUCUGUCGAGACCGACUCGCCCUUGGCCUCUCGGUUGCCGCCGCGUCACUUCCGGACAACCAGGCCAGCGAAGCGUCGUCGAGUCUCCGUGUCCCCAGAGAUAGAUCCUAGCCCUGAAGACGGAAAACAAGAUGUACUUAUGGAGGAUGACGAGCAAGUACAGGUCGCGAGCUCGCCCACUUUGGAUGACAGGAUUGCUGUUGAGUCCUCUUUCGAUCUCGAGGGGCCCGCCGCCAAUUCUCAGCCGCAGUCGCCCCAGGCCCCAGACGAGCAAAUUCCUCGGCAUCCAACAUUUCAGAAUGCACCUCGUUUCAAGACAGCCGAAAUUGCCGCAGAAGUCCACCAGCGACCGCUGCCCGAGGCCUUUUCCCCCCAGCGCCGCGGUGCCAAGUAUGUCGCCGGUGGCCUCGCCGCCGAAGUGCGUGACUGGUUGGUUCAGAUCAAGGGAUCCUCUGAGUAUGACAGGCCAGCCGGGUCGAGUAUUGACAUGGUCGUUGAUGAAGCCAUGUCCGCCCCCAGUUUGCACGUCAUUGCCGCUCGGCGACUCGAUUCUGGAUCUGGUGAUGAGAACAUCGCCACAAAAGUGAUACUUGCUGGCGAUGGCCGCGUGACUGAACUCCGAGGAACGAGCACCGUCAAACCCGGCAGUAAGGUCUCGAUGUCUCAACCCAUGUGGGAUAUCACCCUAGAUGAUAUUGGUCAAAUUGCCGUCGCGUGUGAUUGGGAGACUGCGCGCAGGUGA